Messenger RNA from Dictyostelium purpureum, 444 nucleotides. RefSeq lists its product as uncharacterized. Lineage: Eukaryota; Evosea; Eumycetozoa; Dictyosteliales; Dictyosteliaceae. The transcript is spliced from 3 exons. The record is from RefSeq and is a predicted model, not a curated record. Bases 16 to 348 code for a protein of 110 amino acids.
AUAUUAUUUUAAACCAUGAGAACUGUUAUUUCUUUAUUAUUAGCUAUCUUAGCAUUAGUUUCCGUUUCAAGUGCCGUCAAAUGUGGUAAUUACAAAAACCCAUUAACAUGUGCCAAUAUGGAGCCACCAUGUUUUUGGGAUGGUAAAGUAUGUAAAAUGAUCUACCCAAAGUCAUGUGAAGAUAUCGAACAAUCUGAUGAAUGCCAACUCCAUGAAGAAAAAGGUUGCAACUGGAAUAAUGAACAAUGUAUCACCUUAAACUCCAAAUUCCACUGUUCAUCUAUCAAAAACGAAUUCGAUUGCACCAUCGAAAAUUGUGCAUGGAAAGACAACCGUUGUGAAAACUAAAACUAAAUGAUUUAUGUUGUAAAAACCAAUUAAAUAAUUUAAAAUAAAAAUAAUUUAAUAGUAUAAAUAGUACUAUUUAAAUUAUUCAAACUUUAU